This is a messenger RNA of Lipotes vexillifer (Yangtze River dolphin), 1259 nucleotides long. RefSeq names its product melanin concentrating hormone receptor 1 (gene MCHR1). Gene Ontology annotation, cellular component: plasma membrane; neuron projection. Bases 61 to 1122 code for a protein of 353 amino acids. Gene Ontology annotation, biological process: neuropeptide signaling pathway. The transcript is spliced from 2 exons. Lineage: Eukaryota; Metazoa; Chordata; Mammalia; Artiodactyla; Lipotidae. Gene Ontology annotation, molecular function: melanin-concentrating hormone receptor activity; neuropeptide binding. The record is from RefSeq and is a predicted model, not a curated record.
CGCGGGAGGCUGCCGCAGCCUACGUGGGCCGACGGGCGAGCUGGCGCCGGCGCCGGCGGGAUGGACCUGGAAGUCUCGCUGCUGCCCACCGGCCCCAAUGCCAGCAACACCUCGGAUGGCCCAGAUAACCUCACCACGGCCGGGCUGCCACCUCGCACAGGGAGCGUCUCUUACAUCAACAUCAUCAUGCCUUCGGUGUUCGGUACCAUCUGCCUCCUGGGCAUCAUUGGGAACUCCGUGGUCAUCUUCGCGGUGGUGAAGAAAUCCAAGCUGCACUGGUUCAGCAACGUCCCCGACAUCUUCAUCAUCAACCUCUCGGUGGUGGACCUCCUCUUUCUCCUGGGCAUGCCCUUCAUGAUCCACCAGCUCAUGGGCAAUGGUGUCUGGCACUUUGGAGAGACCAUGUGCACCCUCAUCACGGCCAUGGACGCCAACAGUCAGUUCACCAGCACCUACAUCCUGACCGCCAUGGCCAUUGACCGCUACUUGGCCACCGUCCACCCCAUCUCCUCCACCAAGUUCCGGAAGCCCUCUGUGGCCACCCUGGUGAUCUGCCUCCUGUGGGCCCUGUCCUUCAUCAGCAUCACCCCCGUGUGGCUCUACGCCAGGCUUAUCCCCUUCCCAGGAGGCACCGUGGGCUGUGGCAUCCGCCUGCCCAACCCAGACACUGACCUCUACUGGUUCACCCUGUACCAGUUUUUCCUGGCCUUUGCCCUGCCCUUCGUGGUCAUCACAGCCGCGUAUGUGAGGAUCCUGCAGCGCAUGACAUCCUCCGUGGCCCCCGCCUCUCAACGCAGCAUCCGACUGCGGACAAAGAGGGUGACCCGCACGGCCAUCGCUAUCUGCCUGGUUUUCUUUGUGUGCUGGGCGCCCUACUACGUGCUUCAGCUGAUCCAGCUGUCCAUCAGCCGCCCGACGCUCACCUUUGUCUACCUGUACAACGCGGCCAUCAGCUUGGGCUAUGCCAACAGCUGCCUCAACCCCUUUGUGUACAUCGUGCUCUGUGAGACGUUCCGAAAACGCUUGGUCCUAUCGGUGAAGCCUGCGGCCCAGGGGCAGCUUCGAGCCAUCAGCAAUGCCCAGACAGCUGAUGAAGAGAGGACAGAAAGCAAGGGCACCUGACACUUCCCCUGCCACCCUGGGCACUUCCACGUCAGGGCACCACGGCAGACCAUGGGGGAAGAUGCUGAGAGAAACCGAAGACCACUCUGGGAGGAUGUAGGGAGGCUGGGUGGUUACAACUAAAAACAUUCAACGGG